AUGAAGCUGUUCUUCGUCACCGCAUUCUUGGCUGUUGCUGCCGCCGUACCAUCCAGCUACAAGCCGGAAUACAAAGCUCCCACCCUCACCAGCCUACCCCGCACCAGCCUACCCGCACCAGCCUACCCCGCACCAGCCUACAACAAGGAUAACAAAUACGAUGACAUUACCAUCACCAACCAAUCUGAUGAGCGCAACCUCGAUGGCAGCAGCCAAUGGAGCUAUGCCCAGUCUGACUACACCACCCGUGAAGAGUCCCAGGUUCAGAAGAAGAUGCAAGGAGUCACUUACGAUUCUUACGGCAAAGAAUCGUACGGUGAAGUCCUAGGCAACACCAACAAGGGAUCCUCUUACUGGGUUUCCCCCGAAGGCCAUAAAUUCACUUUGACCUGGGUCGCUGAUGAAGCUGGAUUCCAGCCCAAAGGUGAUCACUUGCCCGUCGCACCCGUCCACGAAUACGAACUUCCAGUUGCCCCCGUCCACAUUCCUUUCAACGGCAAAGGCUACAAGAUCUACUAAAUUAAUGAAAUCUCAAUUGAACAAAUAAUUUAAAAUUAUGUAUUUUAUGCCUUACGCCUUUUGGCUCUUGCUGUAAAAAUGUGUGAAUAUAAAGCGGAGACUAUCUA
Daphnia magna is the source of this 626-nucleotide messenger RNA. RefSeq names its product endocuticle structural glycoprotein SgAbd-3. Gene Ontology annotation, molecular function: structural constituent of chitin-based larval cuticle. The transcript is spliced from 4 exons. The record is from RefSeq and is a predicted model, not a curated record. Gene Ontology annotation, cellular component: chitin-based extracellular matrix. Lineage: Eukaryota; Metazoa; Arthropoda; Branchiopoda; Diplostraca; Daphniidae. The coding region runs from base 1 to 519 and encodes 172 amino acids.